AUGAAGAAGAACAUAUUGAAGGGGAAGGUUGUCAAUCUAAUUGAGAAAGAUGGGACGAUCGCACGGUUCAUAGCAGAUGAAUUUAAGCACGAAAUCGGCUCCGACCAUUCCUGUUCAGCGAGAGAACAUGCAAUCGACCAUGCGUCAAGUAACCGAAGGAGUAGUUCGUUUUCAAGUUAUUUCAUACAGAAACAAGCCGAAGCCCGUCCUCACAAGUUCUGGGAGAUGAAUACCCCUGAACUAACUCCCGAAGUGAAGCGUGAGUUGGAGAUCAUCAGCAUGCGAAGCUACUGGGACUCUGCUUCCUUCUUUAAAGACCGAAAUCGAAAGGAGCUUCCCAAGGAAUUCGAGAUCGGAACUGUCGUGGCCGGCGCUUUUGAUGGCAAGCGAGGUACGUUGACGCGUCGUGAGAAGAAGCAGAGUCUGGCCGACGAGCUGGCUGCAGAUGAGGCGUUUAAGUCAAGAAGUGAUGUGGUUGUUGAAAAGGAGAAGGCGAAACGGUUGCGUCCUAAGCAUAAAAAGCGUCAUUAG
This is a messenger RNA of Blastocystis hominis, 531 nucleotides long. RefSeq lists its product as hypothetical. Lineage: Eukaryota; Bigyra; Opalinata; Blastocystidae. Bases 1 to 531 code for a protein of 176 amino acids. Gene Ontology annotation, molecular function: RNA binding. Gene Ontology annotation, cellular component: nucleolus. The record is from RefSeq and is a predicted model, not a curated record. The transcript has 4 exons. Gene Ontology annotation, biological process: RNA processing.